Frankliniella occidentalis (western flower thrips) is the source of this 644-nucleotide messenger RNA. RefSeq lists its product as uncharacterized. The transcript has 2 exons. Lineage: Eukaryota; Metazoa; Arthropoda; Insecta; Thysanoptera; Thripidae. The record is from RefSeq and is a predicted model, not a curated record. The coding region runs from base 51 to 527 and encodes 158 amino acids.
GCCGCGGCGUGCCCGAGCAUCAGUCAGCUGCGACCAGCCCGACCAGCACCAUGUCCUCCCUCCGCCUCCUCUCCCUCCUCGCCCUGGUGGCCUGCGCCGCGGCCGCGUCCAUCGGCCAGGGCAGCGGCGACAGCAACGCCCUCGCCCUCCACGACGCGCACCAGCCCAACGACAGCAACGCCCGGGAGGCGCGCGCGGCCGGCGACUUCCUCAAGACGCUGAGCAGCGGCGUCAAGGGCAGCAGCGACCAGAGUGUCACCUACGGCGGCGUGUACCCUUAUGACAGGCAACUCACGAGCAAGACGGUGUACGUUUCCUCGACGAUCUUCACGGUGCACAAGGAAGUCGUCAAGUUCUCGAGCGGCGCCCUCAUCCACUGCAUCCAGGUCGUGGACCUGCUCAAGAACGGCAAGAACGCGGCCGUCACCCUGCAGAAGGGCGGCAUCAACCAGUACAACGCCGAGCUCAAGUUCAAGAGCGAACGCGGAGGAAAGAUCAACUACCUCGUCAUCCUCUGGGGCCAGUAGAGCGUCUAAAUGACAAGAACGGACUUAAGGCUGUGAUUUUCCGGUAUUAUUUGAUCUUGAUAAGUUUUGGAUAACGAGUGUGAAAAGCGAAUAGAAUAAAUCCUUACAAAGGCAGUA